AUGAAUAAGAUAGAAAAAUAUUUACCAAAAGAUAGUAAAUAAAAAUACGCUGUGGCAGUCCUGCUUGGACUAUAUAUCCUCAACAAAACAGGAAGAUACAUUUACUGGAAUUAUAGAAAUAGCUAAUUAGAGGCUAGAGCUAAAGCAUUUGCUGAUGAGAAGCAUAAUAGAAGACACGAAUUCAUCAAGGUUGAGAAUGAGAGUGACUUUCUAGACCUAGAUGUAUCUUAGUUAAGAGAAAAGCUACUUUACGGUGAAGUUACUAGCGAGUAGUUGGUUCAUAUUUUUGCUAAUAGAAGCUAUACUAUUGGUAGAAGACUAGGAUUGACAGCUGAAGAGUGCUUUGAUGAAGCUAUUGAAGAAGCUAGAAAGAAGGAUAAAGAAAGAGAAGAAGCGAUGAGAAAUGAAAAAGAUCAUUUGCUUCCUUUGCUUCAUGGUAUUCCCAUUGCUAUCAAAGAUAUGCUCUAACAAAAAGGUAAAAGAACAACAGUCGGAACAUAAUUCAUGAUGGAUAACAUUUCAGAAGAAGAUGGUGCUAUAGUAAAGGUGCUAAAGCAACAAGGUGCAAUUAUUUUAUAAAUUACUUUAUGA
Molecule: messenger RNA, 591 nt
Organism: Stylonychia lemnae
Lineage: Eukaryota; Ciliophora; Spirotrichea; Sporadotrichida; Oxytrichidae
Source: the annotation of a GenBank genome assembly